AUGGCGUUUCUCGGAGAGAUCAAUCACAACGCCGGCGCGAUGUCGCCUCGCGAGCGCACCGAAGCCGAGCUGCUCGAGAUCCUCGAGCUGAGCGAAGAGCUCGUCGCGCUGAAGCUCUCGCUCGCGUCCUCGAUGUCGGACGCGAACAUGGACGUCGCCUCGGCGAGGAUCGCCUCGCCGUUCGGACAUCACGCGGUCGGUCCGCUCGCGUUCCCGACAGACAUGGAGGCCCUCGUCGGCGUGCGCGUGACGAGACGCGAGGCGGACGGCGACGACGCCGGCGGCGACGACGCCGCGGCGAAGCAGGCGUCCGCGGCGACGCGCGAGUACGAGGUCGUGGACAGACCGCCGAGGAACGACGAGGGCGUCGCGGGGGACGACGAGGUGAAGAAGCGAAAAGACGCGGCGGCGGCGGGACCCGACGGCGGCGGGUUGCGGCGACGCGCGACGGCGGCGGCGGGCGCGGCGGCGGGUAUCGGCGCCGCCGUCGCCGCCGCCGCCGCGACCCCUCCUCCAGACGCCCUCGCGCGCGAUGGACCCGACCCCGACCCCGACCCCGACCCCGACCCGCGGCGGCGUCGGACGCGGCCGCGGCGUCCGCCCGCGUCGUGGUUCAACGGCGGGGUGCCGCACGUUGGGUUGACGCGCGCGGCGGGGGCGUACGCGGCGUGCGUCGAGACCGUCGCUCGCGCGGCGACGGUGUCGUCGAAGAUCGACGCGGCGCUCUGUCGGUUCGAACGACGCGGGAGGGAUUCGACGGAGGGGGCGUAG
This is a messenger RNA of Micromonas pusilla CCMP1545, 771 nucleotides long. RefSeq lists its product as uncharacterized. Bases 1 to 771 code for a protein of 256 amino acids. Lineage: Eukaryota; Viridiplantae; Chlorophyta; Mamiellophyceae; Mamiellales; Mamiellaceae. The transcript has a single exon. Gene Ontology annotation, biological process: vacuolar proton-transporting V-type ATPase complex assembly. The record is from RefSeq and is a predicted model, not a curated record.